AUGAAGUCGUGGUCCGUCGUCCUCGCCGCCCUUCCGGCCAUCGCCCACGCCUCCGCGCUGCCCGACCGCGCCACCGAGGCCGACAUCCUCAAGCGGGCCGAGCCGUGCAACAUCGGCGGCUUCGCGGCCGUCUGCACGGCGUACCCGUACGCUGCCUGCAACGCGCCCGGAACCAAGCUCAGCACGCAAGAGUGCGUCGACCUGUGCGUCGCGAAAACCGACAAGAUCUCCUGCGAUGGCUCCGGGUCAACUUUCAACCUUUGCCAUGAAAGCUCCGUACUGUACUGCAAGAAGAUCAUCACACCGUCCGAGGUCCCCGAACCGGAGGACCGCUGA
Molecule: messenger RNA, 336 nt
Organism: Ustilaginoidea virens
Lineage: Eukaryota; Fungi; Ascomycota; Sordariomycetes; Hypocreales; Clavicipitaceae
Exons: 4
Coding region: 1-336 (111 amino acids)
Source: RefSeq, a predicted model, not a curated record